AUGUGUCAAGUAGAGGAAGCAAAAUUGAAAGGCUACUGUCAGGCUUGCGGUAUUACUACUCCUAUUGUUAGUACACCAGAAAGUCUUCAAGAGAGACUUGUCAGUUCUGUCAAAGAAGGAUUUAAAGAUUUGGUGAAAUUACUACAAGAAGAUAACAUAAAACGAGAGAUAUCUCUUCCCAUCAGAUCAGAGAUACAGCUUGAAGUGUUGAAGAAAAUGGGCAGGGGCCCUUGCUUAAUUAUUCACUAUUUGUAUCCUGCUUCGUGGUUAGCGGUGCCUGACCAGUGUUUGAAACCUCUUGUGACAACAAAACAGUCGGUAAACCUGAAUGCAUUCUUAAGAAUUUUGAAUGAACUUUAUCCUGGUAUCAAGACAGCUUUAAAGAAAGAAGGCAUACUCUCUCAGCUUAACCUUCAGUUAGAAGACCUUGAGCCUGAAAAUUUCCCAGCUGAAUCAGUGGUACCAGCCAGUAUUCCGGAGGGAUCUUUGUCAGGUGUGGGCCACUUAGAAGGAGAACUUUUAGCAGCAAGGGAUCCCAAUACAAUCAUCACUUUAGUAUCUCAGAUCCAGUCUGCACCUGGAAGUAGGCCACUCUGUAGCAUAAACUAUAAGUGGGAGCUUUCUAAAUCUUUGACAAACAUGUUGAAAGGAAUGCCUGCAGGACUACAGAGGGACCGUCUCUAUGUUUAUGUAUCAAAAGCAACAGAACUGAAAGGAAUCAAACUGUUUGCUGAAGCUCGUCAGCUUUUUAGACUUGUGGAAGAAGAGACAAGAACCAUGUUGCCAUGGUUAUCAAGUGCUGUGCACUGGGAGUUACUACACUUAGACUUAACAGAGAUAUUGGAAACCAAGGGAAACUGUGAUUUUUCUAGACAGGAAAUUAUUCAGCAAACAAGUGCUUGUGUCCGUGCUUAUCAUCGAGAUAAAGACACUCCUCCAAGACGAGAUUUGGUUGAGCUUUGUGCUGUUACUUUGUUGAAUCUUCAAGAGUGGGAACUGCUUUGCCAGAUUGAGACCAGAAGGGAUGGAACUUUGCAAUUUGCCUCGCUCCUGGGAUCUAUAUGUAGAGAUUUAUGCACUAACAAGGCUGGCCGUUUUUCUGCUACAGGGUUCUGGAAUGGAGUUCUUCCAAUGUUUGGACGAGGAGGAGUGGUAUAUCAACAGAAGCGACUUAGUUCUGGAGCAGCUAAAGAUGUACAGAGAGAUGGGAUUCUUUCUAGGUCAUCAUUUAUGGCACUGGUUCAGAAAAUCAAGAAUUCCCUGGUCCUGACAAUAAUUUUAUCCUUUCUUACAAAAGUCUACAACAUUCUUAAGGAUGACUGUAGCUCAGAAGUAUCCCUUGAAUAUGGAGAGCUGUGGCCAACAGUGAUCGAGCGCCAGGAUGAUUACAGCCAGACACCAGUAAUAGAGUGUUUACAAGCUACAUUGUUGUAUGCCCUAACAGCUUAUCCAAACCAUCAUUAUUGGCUGAAGACCCAGGGAGAUGUUUUGUUUGCUCAAGGUCAUUACUCUGGUGCUUUGAAAAAUUACCUUUCAGCAGCGGUUGUUACCACAGAUUAUUUCAGCCAACUGUUACCACGAGGGAUCUUUGAUGACCAGCUAAUCGGAAAAAUGAUCCUUUGUUGCACCAAACUACACUGUCACACCCAGGCUGCUGUACUGUGCCAAUAUCAGGAAGAAAUCAACUAUACGACUGCAUUCCGGGCACUCAGUGAACGUUAUUGUAAUGACAGUUGUGAUACUUUUUACCAACACAUAUGGGACGUUAGUUUGUUAGAAUACUUGGUGAAUCAACACGUUCGUCGAGGAGAUGUGGAACGUAGACGAACGCUGCUUCGUCUGAUGGGAAACCUUGAAUUAAAUAUCAAUAACAAUGAAGAAAUUCAGCAUGAAGCUGCUAAUAUCAGAAAAGGCAGAUUUCUGAGAGCACUUGCUCAUCAAUAUCUGUAAUACAUUCAUAUUCGACUUUAGGUGUUGUAUUUGUAAAUAAACUACAAAAUAAAUCUAGUGAAUGGUGGCCGUCAAAA
Messenger RNA from Limulus polyphemus (Atlantic horseshoe crab), 2027 nucleotides. RefSeq names its product integrator complex subunit 8-like. The record is from RefSeq and is a predicted model, not a curated record. Lineage: Eukaryota; Metazoa; Arthropoda; Merostomata; Xiphosura; Limulidae. Gene Ontology annotation, biological process: snRNA 3'-end processing. Gene Ontology annotation, cellular component: integrator complex. The transcript is spliced from 17 exons. The coding region runs from base 1 to 1950 and encodes 649 amino acids.